CAUUGUGUUGACGUGUUGUUGGCAGCAUUAAAUUAAAUUAUUUAAGUUAAAAUAGUGUUUGCAAUUAAUCAAAAUGUCGCAAUUUGGCGCGCCCAAUGAUUUCUACGCCUCCGGCCCAGCAGCGGAUGCCAGCUAUAACUUUGAUAUGCCUGAAUUUGAGCAAGAACUCAAUUUCCAGAGCUUUGAUAAUACACAGCCCUCGGUGCCGCCCAAUUAUGAUGCAACAUAUAGCAAUGCGCCCAAUCAGGGUCUGGGCGGCUUUUACGAUCCCAACGCAUAUACAGAGAACAGCUUCGGGCAGGAGAAAUCCUUUAAGCCGGGCGGCGGCGGCGGCGCGCCCACUGGCAAUGAGUUUGAAGAUGAGCCGCCACUGCUGGAGGAGCUGGGCAUCAAUCCAAAUCAUAUUUUCCAAAAGACUCUGGCCGUGCUUAAUCCACUGCGUGGCACUGAGCAGCAAAUACUGCAGGAUACGGACAUGGCUGGUCCGCUGGUGUUUUGUUUAACAUUGGGCGGCUUUCUGCUGCUGAGCGGCAAGGUAACCUUUUCCUAUAUCUACGGCAUUGGUGUGAUGGGCUGCAUUUUCUUCUACUGUCUGUUGUCGCUGAUGGUGACGCGUGCUCAAGUCACAUUUGGUGCAGUCGCUUCCGUGCUGGGCUAUUGUCUGCUGCCCAUGGUGGUGCUAUCUGGCAUUAACAUUUUAAUCACUAUACAGGGCACACUCGGCCUAAUUGUGAGCGGCAUCUCCAUAUUCUGGUGCGCCAUAUCGGCCUCGAAACUAUUCGCCACUGCAUUCUCCAUGGACCAUCAACAGCUGCUGAUUGCCUAUCCGUGUGCAGUGCUCUACGGAGGAUUUGCGUUGAUUACCAUUUACUAGGCCGCCUCCAGGCAACAACAACAGCAACGAAACAGCAACCAUGUUGGCAUGUGUAUUGCAAUAUUGUGGCGUGGUUUUAAUUGUCCUGCCCACAUAUACACACAUGCACACACACACACACUCAUACAUACAUACGUUCAGCCUUGUCAUAGACAUGAUAAUAUUUUUUAAGAAAAUAAGCGCCGAUUGCGAAUUUGUUUUCCAUAUACAAACACACACACACACACGCAAGUAAAUACAUAUGUACAUAAAUAUACCUUUUUGUUUGUAUUUU
This is a messenger RNA of Drosophila busckii, 1148 nucleotides long. RefSeq names its product protein YIPF5 homolog (gene Yip1d1). The transcript has 6 exons. Gene Ontology annotation, cellular component: membrane; trans-Golgi network. Gene Ontology annotation, biological process: vesicle fusion with Golgi apparatus; endoplasmic reticulum to Golgi vesicle-mediated transport. The coding region runs from base 74 to 874 and encodes 266 amino acids. NCBI's taxonomy places the organism in Eukaryota, Metazoa, Arthropoda, Insecta, Diptera, Drosophilidae. The record is from RefSeq and is a predicted model, not a curated record.